AUGGGGAAACGCACGGCUCUGGAGGCCAACAGCAAGGGUGUUGCCUACUCUGGACGCGAUGCAAAGCGCCAGCGAACUCAUGGCAGCAUCGAGCGCGACUCGCCGCACCCCAAUGGAGGCACAGAGGAGAAAGUCACGUCUGCGCGCGAGUUGCAGCAGGCGCUCCUCUUCGACCAGAGCCACCAGAGCGAAUUUCGCACCGGCUUGAACCUCUUUAAGCGCUUCCUCGAUUCCAUCCUCUACUCGACCGACGACGACGACUUGCCCCGGAAGCGCGCCAUCCUCCGCGAAUACCUCGACAGCCAGAAGGACCGGGGCCGUGGCCGCGAUGAGAAGGACAAGGCCUUUCUGCAGAACCUCACUCAGGCUUGGGACCACGCUGCCGAGACGAAUCACGAUGCUGUCAUUUCCCAGGUCACCGCCGUGCUUGCCCUUCUCUUCAAAAUCUUCUCCACUCAUGCAGACUUCCUCGACUAUGGCACCCUCCUCGCCAAAACACUGUUGCAGCCCGCCAUUGCUCGUCGCUUUGUUCGCAGUACUUCGGCCGCACCAAAUCAAGAGAAAGUCAUUGCUCCGGCACUGCGACUGCUGACUGAGCUCACAAAAUUUAACGAGGGUGCACACGCAAGGGCUGUAUACGCAAAGCGGGACUUCACACUCGAACCCAAGAUCCUGGGCAGGAACAUCAACUUGGGCCGGGAACAAUCAGCUGACGACCACGUCAAAAAGCCGAGCAUUCGUACAACAGCCAUCAGGUAUCUCUUGACGCAUCUGAGGUACCAGGACGAACGUGCCAAGAGCGAGAUAGUCACGAAUACGAAUGUGGUGCGAGCCGUCUUCGACCACAUCCGGACAGACCCUCCGUUUCUGAUACAUGAGAUUCUGCACGUCUUUAAGAGCCAUGUGUUCCAGGACAAGACAAUCGUACGCCACAUCAAAAGCCGUAUACUGAGCGGUAAGACGCUGGCACGGAUAGCCUCUCUCUACAGCUAUGAGGUGGAAGAGGGCUCCCUCACAGAAGGGCAGAGCCCACCAGAUCAACUGGCCCACGAAUUCCUACGUUUUGUCUGUACGGAUCCUGCCUAUGGUGUAAUGUUACCGACAGCCGGAAUGUAUCCUUCAACACCAGACGAUGACGAAGCCGAAAUGGACGAUGCAGUAGAGUACGGUAAUGACUUGGGCCUCGAAGCGGCAGAAAAUUACAGCAAGACGGGUAGAAUUCGCAACAUCAUCCUUUCAGAGUUUACGCAGAGCCUGAGGCCAUACGCAAAUACGUUGCAUCAAGAACUUGUCAUCGAUAUCUUCAAGGCAUGUCCUGAAUUGGUGGCAGACUAUUUCAUCAGACGACGAGACUUUAGUUACGAUCCCAAACUCACUGCGACCUGGAUAGGAUACUCCGCUUUCUUAUUCCAGACUAUUCAGCUUCCUGUUCCCAAAUACUUUGGUGCAAGAAAAGGUUACCGCGAUCAGCCCCCUCCAGUGCCUAUCCUACUUCAGAGUAUCCUCCCCCAACCCCUGAACCAGCAGGUCCUCACAAAGUGUCUUAAUAACAACUCCGACUUGGUACAGCUCUUCGCUAUUCGUGUGCUCAUUGUCGCUCUCCAAAAGCUUCAGGCAGUUGUUCAAGAGCUGAAUAACGCUAGUGCUGUAAGAGCAUCUAGGCAUUGGGAGCAAGCAAGCAAGCGCCUAAUCACCGAGGUCAGCCGACGUUGUCCAUCAAUUCGAACUGUUUUCCUUGCACUGAAGAAACCUGGAGUCAAAGACAUGAAGCGUGAAUCGAUAACAAGACUCCUACGUUUUUACUACGAGGUAACACCCCAAGUUGCCUUGCAAGAAAAGUUUGACGUUUCACUUCCGCUUUGCAGCGCCCUAGUAGAUGCAGAGAAGUCUGCAUCCUCGUUGGAUGUCAAAGCUUUCCGCGUCAUGGAGCUUGAACACUGGAUUCAGAUGGCAAGAUUAUCCCCCGCGAUGCGCUGGUGGCAAAAGCAAAAAUCACUCCAACAUUCACCAUUCGUCACUCUACUUAAGCUGUUGGUCACUUCUAAGGAUAGUGAAACGUAUGGGGGCAUCAAAAGUCUUUUAAGUGAAGUAUUACACAAUCAGGAGAUGCUGCAAACAACGACCUCCCCUGAUGCUUUGGAUGCCCUCAUUGCAAGUUUACGUGCAACUUCUGGAUCAGACGCACCCUCGAACGAUGUGCUCGAAUUCCUUGAUGAUUGUUGUGCACGUUUCAUCAAAGUACCAAUCAAGUACUUCGAUGACUUAGACACCAUGUGCGUGCGCUUGUCGCGAUCUGUGGACAAUUCCGGACCGUUUAGUGCUAUUCUGAUGACAUUUGUCGAGCAAUGGCCUUUCAGAGGAGGUGACGCCCAAAGAAGCAGCGCGUCCGAUGCUCUUGCCCAAUGGUUGUCCAGACUUCUCUACUUGCUCAAGCUCAUAGGUGAAGACGAGACGUUGUUGAGCGGUGUUCGCGAUACGAUGAUGGAGGCGGCGAACUCUGCAUAUAAGGAGGUCCUGAAGGACGCCUUUUUGUGGAAAAUGGGGAAAGAGAGGGCCAAAGAAGCCCUGAAGCUGGCCACUGGUGCCGACUUUAGUGGUUCGGAAAGAUCCACGAGCUCCCCAGUCCCUCGUGUUGAACCGGAGCAGCCCGCACAGAAUCGGCCUGAUGUCGAUCUCGAAGCGCCGCCUAAGGAAGACAAGAGGCACACUGGUCUAACACGAUGGAGGAAGAAAGAUUUGGCAGAAGCCAUUGAUGACGGAGAUAUAGGAGAGUUGUUGCUCUGCCUGUGCUCCGAGCACGCAGAAAUCCGCAUUCAAGCCAUCCAGAGCCUUCGGCAACUCAUGGCCACUCUUCGUACCUCCAAUCAGAACACGGGAGAACAAUACAGGGCAGAGGAUAAACAACAAACCAGUCACGUUGAUCACGACUUGCAGCAACUCUACCUUCUAUUCGGGGAGAUACUCGAGUCAGUCGAUCCUACAGGCUCGGAGCCAUUUCCAUACGUGGGCGGGGCACUGGCAGCCCGCUGCGCCAGUAUCGUGGCCGAUCCGACUCUUCCACUGUUCAGCAUCAUCAAUAGGUUCCUGACUGCGUCUCCGUCAUGGGAUGUUCAUUCUCUCUUGCGAUACUUUUGGCACCGCAUCGUGGCCACCGAGCCCAACGACGACGGCGCCUAUCAUGCAGAGGUGGAGUGGUAUCUCGACUACCUGCUUGACUCGCUUCGAACGUCAACAGACAUGGAGCUCUUUCGCAGGAGUAACGUCUUUGAGCAACUGCUCAGCCACUAUAGCUCAAGAUCCUGCGCUGUGGCAGCCAAAGAGAAGAUUGUGCGACUUUUACUUCGAGCUACGCACGUCGGAGGCAGUACUACGCUUAUCACCAGGUGUGGGCUGAUGUCAUGGAUACAGAUCAUGCUCGAUGGCCACGACUCUCGUCAUCGAGCCCUUCGGGUGCUUGCCUCGCGUGUCUACGAGACAUGUGACCAAGACAAGGUGGCGCAAUGGAGCAGUGGUGCGAUGAAAGAGACUGUGGCGUCGCUGAGCCGAAGUAGUGCAUGA
Molecule: messenger RNA, 3558 nt
Organism: Plenodomus lingam JN3
Lineage: Eukaryota; Fungi; Ascomycota; Dothideomycetes; Pleosporales; Leptosphaeriaceae
Biological process (GO): maturation of LSU-rRNA from tricistronic rRNA transcript (SSU-rRNA, 5.8S rRNA, LSU-rRNA); maturation of 5.8S rRNA from tricistronic rRNA transcript (SSU-rRNA, 5.8S rRNA, LSU-rRNA)
Cellular component (GO): nucleolus
Source: RefSeq, a predicted model, not a curated record